GUAGGCUAUGUUUCCUUUUGCUCCUCAACAGAGUUUCCAACUGUGCUGUCAAUUCAAGUUGAGUGGGGAGAAGUAAAUAAGGCCGGGAAACUUGAAGUGUUGCAACCAGGGCUACAGUGGCAAUUUAUUUUUAUCUUCUCUUCAAGGGGGUUUGUUACAGUGUACCAUUUGGACAGCUACUACUCCAGUUUUGUGUCACAACCUAACUUACAAUGGAAAAACUGCUGGUCUGUCUGUUAGUCAUUGGAAUGGCAGCGAAGGCCCAGACUUGUCCAAAGCGCUGUGUGUGUCAAGUGCUCUCCCCCAACCUUGCCACCCUCUGUGCCAAAAAGGGGCUCCUGUUCGUCCCGCCCAACAUAGACCGCAACACCGUGGAACUCCGGCUGGCCGACAACUUCGUCACCAGCGUCAAGCGGAAGGACUUUGCCAACAUGACGCGGCUGGUGGACCUGACACUGUCGCGGAACACCAUCAGCUACAUCACGCCGCACGCGUUCGCCGACCUGGAGAACCUGCGGGCGCUGCACCUCAACAGCAACCGGCUGACGCGCAUCGCCAACGACACCUUCAGCGGCAUGUCCAAGCUGCACCACCUCAUCCUCAACAACAACCAGCUCACGCUCAUCAGCCUGGGGGCGUUCAACGACCUGCUGGCCCUGGAGGAGCUGGACCUGUCCUACAACAACCUGGAGACCAUCCCCUGGGAGGCCAUCCAGAGGAUGACCAGUCUGCACACGCUGGGGCUGGACCACAACAUGAUCGACUACAUUCCUGAGGGCACCUUCUCGCUGCUGCAAAAGCUCAACCGCCUGGACGUCACGUCCAACAAGCUCCAGAAGCUCCCGCCGGACCCGUUGUUCCAACGUGCGCAGAUGCUCGCCAACACGGGCCUCAUUAACCCUUCCACGUUUGCGCUGAGCUUCGGCGGCAACCCGCUGCACUGCAACUGCGAACUGCUGUGGCUGCGGCGGCUGACCCGCGAGGACGACCUGGAGACGUGCGCGUCGCCGCAGCACCUGUCCGGACGCUACUUCUGGUCCAUUCCCGAGGAGGAGUUCCUGUGCGAGCCUCCGCUGAUCAUCAGCCACUCGCCGGAGACGCGCGUCCUGGAGGGCCAGCAGGUGGCGCUGAGGUGCAAGGCGCGCGGCGACCCCAUGCCCGCCAUCCACUGGAUCUCGCCCGAGGGCAAGCUGGUGUCCAACUCCUCACGCACCGUGGUCUACACCAAUGGCACGCUGCAUAUCACCAUCACCACCGUCAAGGACACGGGCUCCUUCACGUGCAUCUCGUCCAAUCCGGCGGGCGAGGCCAACCAGCGGGUGGAGCUCAUGAUCAUCAAGCUGCCGCACAUCAGCAACAGCACCAAUAACAUCCAGGAGUCGGACCCCGGCUCCUCGGACAUCUCGACAUCCACCAGGGCGGGCGCCAACGGCGGCAACCAGACGGCGGACGUGAAGACCAGCAUGGACAAGAGAGUGGUCAUAGCCGAGGCCACGUCGUCCACGGCACUGAUCAAAUUCAACUUCCAGAGGAAUAUCCCCGGCAUUCGCAUGUUUCAGAUCCAGUACAAUGGCACAUAUGACGACUCUCUGGUUUACAGAAUGAUUCCUCCCACGAGCAAAAACUUCCUGGUGAAUAACCUGGCGGCGGGGACGCAGUACGACCUGUGCGUGCUGGCCAUCUACGACGACGGCAUCACCUCGCUGACGGCCACGCGGGUGGUGGGCUGCGUGCAGUUCACCACCGAGUCGGAGUACCUGCGCUGCCACUUCAUGCAGUCGCAGUUCCUGGGCGGCACCAUGAUCAUCAUCAUCGGCGGCAUCAUCGUGGCCUCCGUGCUCGUCUUCAUCAUCAUCCUCAUGAUCCGAUACAAGGUGUGCAACGGCAGCGACGCGGCCAAAGGGCGGAUGAGUGGCGGGAGCACCACCAACGUGCACUCGCAGACCAACGGCAGCCAGUCGCAGGGCUGCACCGUCACGCCGUCCGUGUCCAAGCAGGCGCUGGUGGCCCUGGGGUCGGCGGCGGCGGCGAGCGAGGCCAGCGCCGGAGUCGGAGGCUCUGACAGGGGAAGCAUGAAGGGGCCGCCGCCCGACACGCUGACCCACUCGUCGGAGACCACCACGUCGCCGUCCCUGGCCGAGUGCUCCACCGCCACCUCCCAGCUCAGCCAGGGCUGGACCGCCACGGGAGCCGGCGGAGGAGGAGGAGGAGGAGGAGGAGGAGGAGGAGCCAGCGCCUCCUCCACGGGCACGCUGAAGGGCAAACGCAAGGCCGGCGCGCCCAAGCCCGCAGCCGCCGCUCCCAUCCCGGGCCCGACCUGCUCCACCACCUCCGGCUCCACCUCCGCCAAGAGCCCCGAGGCCCGGAUCGAGACCCUGCUCGACGCGGAGACGCAGAACACCAACCGCAACAACUCCACUGCCCUGCAGCUGCAGCAGCAGCAGCUACUGCAGCAACACCACCAAUACCAACAGCAGCAUCCCCAGCACAUGGUGGCAGGGUCGGCGGCCACGUCCGGCUCCGGCUCCGGCUGCGGCUCCGGCCCGAGCCCCGGCCCCAGCCACCACCAGUCCCCUCUGCUGCCCCCGGCGCGCUUCAAGGACACGCCCAUCCUGCGCCGGGUCCACCCGCGGCCCUCCGGCGGUGCCAAGUACAUGACACUGCCCGUGGAGGGGCCCCGGGUAAAGCGCAGGUACUCCCUGAACGAGGACCUGUCCAAACACCACUGCUACGUGGGCUCCGGCUCCAAGUUCGGACAGGUGUGGUCGGGCAAGCGGAGCCUGUCCAUGAACGGGAUGUUGCUGCAGCCGGAUCUGGAGAGCGGAAGAGCUUACUCUGGCUCCAGCUCCAGCGCGGAGUGGAUUCUUGAAAGCACUGUGUAAAUGUUGACGAGGACAAACAGUGGGGGCAGAGUGACCAAGCGUGUGUGUGUGUGUGUGUGUGUGUGU
Engraulis encrasicolus (European anchovy) is the source of this 2948-nucleotide messenger RNA. It is a transcript of the gene lrfn5a, whose product is annotated as leucine rich repeat and fibronectin type III domain containing 5a. Bases 213 to 2882 code for a protein of 889 amino acids. Gene Ontology annotation, molecular function: protein binding. Lineage: Eukaryota; Metazoa; Chordata; Actinopteri; Clupeiformes; Engraulidae. The record is from RefSeq and is a predicted model, not a curated record. The transcript has 4 exons.